Messenger RNA from Peronospora belbahrii, 1062 nucleotides. The record is from the annotation of a GenBank genome assembly. Lineage: Eukaryota; Oomycota; Peronosporomycetes; Peronosporales; Peronosporaceae.
AUGUCAACAAGUCUCUGGUAUUAUUGCAAUCUCAUUGACCACAAUGAGGCUCUAGACGUGGUUCCUGUUGUUCAAAGUCGUCAAAGUGCCGUUCAGAUAGACACGAAAACUUUGAGGCCGACAGUAUCGUUGGUGUUGGAAGCUGUAGUGGGCGACGAGCUGGCCGUCGGAAGAUCAACGUACGUGUUAUCAGCUUUUAUUGCUGCUAUAUCAUUGGAGGAGGAACGAGCUGGUAUCGAGCACGUUGGGACUGAGUUGGGCAAUGUGAGAGCUGUAGAAGCUGUUGUUGCAAAGACGGUGACUCACCUUAAUACAGUCAAAGAAGAGAUCCAAGAGAAUAUGAAUGAGGUGCCAGCAAUGGUGGAGACUGCGCACAAUGCUAUUGGGGAGCUCACACGUGUCGAUGUUGCUGCAACUGAAGAGAAAAAGCUCGUAUUAAGAGGUGAUGUAGCUCAGGAUCCUGUCGCUCUGGAAGAAGUAGUGCCUCAAGCUGUUGCUGCUGACAUCGUAGCUCCUACACCAGAAGGGACAGAUCUUGAUAAGAUCGAGGACAUGAUGCCUGGUGUGAUUGCAGAGUCCAAGACAAAAUUUUCGAUUGACAAGGAUUUGAUUUCGGAAGGCAAAGAGACUUCUGCAAGAGUUGCAAAACAGAGUGUUGAAGCUGAUUGCGUGGAUGAGCGUAUUGAUGCUGCAUCUGUGGAAAAGACUGCGCAAGCCAGUGAAACAAUUGAUGCGUCUCCGACAGUGGAGGUGAAAGCAGCAAACACUGCCACCGAUAACGAGCUGGAUCCUGAACUGCAGUCAGAGAAAGCGGAGGUGCUCGCAAUUGGGACAGUCCAAGAAGCGCCAGCUCCAAAGAUGAAUGAGACGCUUGACUCCGAGAUUGAAGAGACAAUGGUCAUUGAUCCAGACGUUGCAGCAAAGGAGGCUGCUGAAAGCGAGUCACAAACUUCUUCGUUCAGUUUCAUCCCCGAACAAAUUCGCAACAACAGCUAUGCAAUCUCUUCAGUAGCGGUCGCUCUCGCUACAGCAAUAACAGCGACCCUGGUGGCACGCAGGUAA